ACACACACCACACACACCGGCGGGGUGGGGCGAGGGCGACGGUUCCAAGCCAGUCACUAAAAUUACGCGGCAAAAGAAUGACGUCGCAAACGAAAAACCGUGCUCCCUUCGAAAGUGUCGUGCUCUGACUUGAGUGUUGUGAUGUUAUUGUGGCUCAGCUACCUCAAGCAGCUGGAAAUGGCGUGCGCGAGUGCGGCCGAGCUGCCGCCAGGCGGCGCUGUCGGCAUCAAAACAAUCUGUGAGGACGAGGAAUGGGGAAACGAGAGCGAGGCGAUGCCUGGAGAACCUCGCACACCAAGCUCGGGCGGUGAGCCACCGGCUUCUAGUGGAGGAGCUUCACCGGCGUCCGAAGGCUCAGCAGCUACCUCACCGCCGCGCCUUCGACUGAACACUCGACUGGCGACCGAUCCCGCUCUCGCACCUCAGGCCACAACUCUGAAACACGAACCGCCAUCCCCUUCGCCGCCUGCGCCGUCACCAGCACAACAAGCGAGGGAUUUCCUUAAUCUCACAGCAGCGAAUUUCCCAGCUCUUUUUCCCGGAGCCCCAGCUGUAGCGGCACCGCCCGCUUACACAUGCAUUCCUUGUGGGAUACGGUAUUCUUCAUUAAGUACGUUACAAGCGCAUCAAGAGCAUUACUGCUCCAAACGGAGAUCGAAACCUGAUGGAACAGAUGUGCCGACAGAAACAGUAGCAGAUGACUCGAGUGGUGAUUCGAAAACACCACGACCUCCGGGGAAACAAUACGCCUGUACUUACUGUUCAUACAGCGCAGAUAAGAAAGUUAGUUUAAAUCGUCAUAUGCGUAUGCAUUCUUCUUCACCUAUAAGUAGUAGUACUCCAGUACCACCUCCGACAUCCAACGGGGAAGCGACUGAUGGACAACCAGCCCAGGACCGUUAUUGUGUUGAUUGUGAUAUUCAUUUUAGCUCCAUUAAGACUUACCGUGCUCAUAAGGCUCAUUACUGUAACACGAGACAGAUUGUCAAACAAGUUUUACCCACAGCCCGAGCGGGUUCUACCACAUCGGGAUCGGCUCCCACUUCCCCCGGUGCAACCCCACCAGCUCAAAAUCAAUAUGCGUUAGCAUUACCGACUAAUCCAAUACUAAUUGUCCCAUAUUCACUUUUGAGAAGCGCUAGCACUCUUCCUGGUGCAACAUUGCCAGAUCCCGAUACGCCAUGCUUUUGGUUGCCAAACGGAACGUUUCAACCUAUAAGUCGUGCGUUACCAAAUGUAAAUACGGAGGUAAAGGAACCCGAGGUUUUAAAAUCGGCCAAUAGACCGCGAGAACCGUCAAGAGAUGGUGCUACACCUUUAGAUCUGAGUGUUCGUCGUACACCAGAGUCGGUAACUACGGAUGAGCACGAAAAAGAGAACAGAAUGCGUUCUACGACACCAGAACAAAUAGUAUGUGCUCCAUCCUUACCUGCCUCUCCUGCAACUCCAUCACCUUCGAGGCGGUCAUCGUCACCUAGUGGAGAGAGUUCACCGAAACGACGGAGAAAGAAUUCAAGAGAUCCAACUCCAAAGCCGCCCAGCGUACCUUCACCGUCAGAAGAUAAAAUUUCAGCCGUCAUACCUCCCCCAGCAUUCCCACCUUCCUUAGCUUUGCGUCUGACUACAGAUCCAAUAACGACUGUUUCUCCACAAGUUCUAGUAAAGCAAGGAGUUUCAAAGUGCCAGGAGUGCAAUAUAGUUUUUUGCAAAUUCGAUAAUUACCGUAUACACAAACGGCACUACUGUUCCGCUGGCGGCGGAGACGAGCGGGCCAGCCCGGCACCCCCUGAACCAGGCCCUCCGGCUCAGUACCGACAGCUCAUCUGUAUGGCGUGCGGCAUACAUUUCAGUUCCUACGACAACUUAACGACUCAUCAAUCCUACUACUGCACGAAAAGAGAGACGCGUUCUCCGCGAGCUGUUCUAGAAACAUCAAGACCUUCUUCGGGGUCAGACGGUGGUUGGAAGUGUCCUUGCUGCGAUGUUGUUUCUCCAACAGCCGCCGCUGCUCAGAGACACAUGGAGGCGCAUGCGGGAGUGAAAGCUUUCCGUUGCACCAUUUGCAAAUACAGAGGAAACACUCUACGUGGUAUGAGGACACACAUCCGAGUUCACUUCCGUGAAAAGCCCUCUGAUUUGCAGGAAGAGAGCUACAUAUCCUGCGUGCUUGAAGAGGAAAGUCGCGAGAGUACCUCGCCGGCCCCCGCUGCGGGCGAGCGCGUCCAUCGCUGCAGCUCGUGCGCGUACACAUCGACUUACCGCGGGAAUGUUGUCCGACACGCACGACUCGUGCACGCCGACGAACCAGAACCCGACAGAACAUCGCCGCCGCCCGACAUCAAAAAAGAACCUGACGUAGACGAAGACACGCCCAACUUCUGCAAAUCCUGCAACAUAUCCUUUAAAUACGUUAAUACUUACAAAGCACACAAACAGUUCUAUUGCACCGCGGCCAAUCAGGACGCAGCGGCCAACAACAACGUCCCCGCUCGUGUGCACGAUGUGUCCGUUGUUAAAUCACAAUAACGACAUUGAUGAAAUCGCGUUUCUUUUUACGCUUCCAAAUCUAUAAAAUACCUUAAAUAUAUCUUAAUUCUUAGCUUUAUUUGCUUCGAAGCCUAACUUAUAAAGUGUAUAUCUACAUUUUCGGAAUUAUUAAAUUACGUGCAAUAAUUAAAAUUAAAAAUAUAUAUAUAUAUUGUAUAAUAUUACACUCGUACUGCAUAUAAGAAACCAAAACGUCGAUGGAAGAAAAUGUGCGUGAACGGUGACGAGUGACAAAUGUCGGCUGACGUUCAUAUGGCCUGUUUUGUUAAACCUUGUUAUGUAAAUUGUUUGAUAGUUAAAGUUAACCUUUUCGUAAUUGUAUUAGUAUACGUUAAAAUACCAAAUUGUAAAUAUUUGUAAAGAUAUUAUCGCUAUAUAACUAAAUUUUAUUACCAUUCGUUUUAAGUGAUUGUUCUUUCUUUGUUGUUAAUUUUGUUUACUAUUAGAAUAACUUUUAGAUGAACUUUGCAAUUCUAGAUAAUCAAUUGAAUGCUCAUUCCAUUUUACUGACCAGUUGUCUCUAUAUUGUAAACUGCUGCUAAAGUGGACAUUGUAACUUGAGAGGGAUUGUAUCUUUAUAUUUGUGAAUCUUCCGUAACACGAUACGAUUCGAUGUUGUACGUACACGAUAACUUGAAUUGUGUUUCGUAUACAGUCGGUGUCGUCUAGUACUAUCUUAAAAGGAGUAAACGCUAAGGUAAUGUUAUUGCAUAUUUAAACACUACAGAAUCCUUAUACAUAUUGUAAUAACCCCUCGGGUCAAUAAAUUAUAAUGGAAGUCUGCUUGAGGCGAGGCUUUUUGUAAGCUAGAAGCUGUAUAAUUAAUAAAAAUAUUACCCAAAUAUUUUUGGAUUAACAAUAAGUAAGAUUCGAUGUAACAGAUUGACAUAUAAAAUACUUUAUGUAAUAUAAUAAACAUGAACUGAAAGAUACAAGAGUUCACGUUAACACAAAAUACCAUGUUUUGUCAAUGCCAAAGCAUCGCUAGAUUAUUGUAAUUUGCAUUUAUAGGUAUCUCACUAAUUAUAAUCCUAGCUGUAAGUGAAUACAAGACUUAUUCCCUAGAUAUACAUAUGCAUGUGUAUUUAUUGUGUUUGUCUAUAAACUUUGGAAUAAGUCUCGAAUUGUUUAAAUUUUCGGGUAAACGGCCGCAUUGAUCUUUUAACUGUGACCUAAUGUAACGUCGUUAAGUCAUUGGCAGACUGUAUAAAACCAACCUCUCUGUUGCUCCGUUUGAAACUUCAGUUUUGAUAUAAUCAAAUACUCUUAAAGUAUUAAAAAAUUAUAAUUUCACAUCUCAUGUUGUAAAAAUAUAAUUCUAAUAUGCAAUUUGUCAACGACUUACAAUAAACAAUCAUGACAUUGUAAAAUCUUCACUAAAAUAGCAUCUGACGUGACGUGCCAUAUUCGGUGUUAAAAAUAGUUUAAGGUUAUAUUCUCGAAUAAAAAUUUAUGGCUAUAGCAAAAAAGAUAAUUGGCCGUUGGGAGUAUUUCUUGCGAAACAUCUUGGCCAAAAAAUUAGUAUCAAUAAUUCUCGACGUGUAAUCGGGUAGGUGUUGAGGCGUGAUAACCCAAGUACAUUGAUAUUGUAAAAUACGCCAGACAAUAAAUUAUUAUUUAUCACAUAUUAA
This is a messenger RNA of Danaus plexippus (monarch butterfly), 4178 nucleotides long. RefSeq names its product zinc finger protein ush (gene ush). Gene Ontology annotation, cellular component: nucleus. Bases 142 to 2526 code for a protein of 794 amino acids. Gene Ontology annotation, biological process: heart development; negative regulation of transcription by RNA polymerase II; cell differentiation. The record is from RefSeq and is a predicted model, not a curated record. Gene Ontology annotation, molecular function: RNA polymerase II-specific DNA-binding transcription factor binding. Lineage: Eukaryota; Metazoa; Arthropoda; Insecta; Lepidoptera; Nymphalidae. The transcript is spliced from 3 exons.